Ambispora leptoticha is the source of this 1152-nucleotide messenger RNA. Lineage: Eukaryota; Fungi; Glomeromycota; Glomeromycetes; Archaeosporales; Ambisporaceae. The record is from the annotation of a GenBank genome assembly.
AUGAUUUCGCAAUACAAGCUAUCAUUUAUUGCAGGGGAGAAAUACUUUACGUCAACUCCUACGAAUGAUUGGUCAUAUUCUGGAUAUCUCGAGGCCAUAGAGCCUUAUUUCAAUCUCGAAAAAGAUGAAAUUGAUGAGAGACGUGAAGUUGCAUCUGCUCUUAUUAGGAUGGUAGCGUUCCUCGGUGCAAUGCAGAGUGCUGGUUACCAUUGGGAGCAGGAUUCAAAUGCCACUGAUUUCUGGGACCAAUUUGAAAAGAAACGAGCUCUAAAACAACAACAGUAUGAUACAAAUGUCGACAUACAAUUAAAUACUCUAAAAGUGAUGAGCACUGCUUCAUCGUAUCAGAGGAAUGAAUUAUCCAAACAAAUGGAAAUUUCAGGUGACAAUGAUAAAAAUCUGAAACGUCAAAAUGAUGACUAUAUUGAGAAAGAAAAUUCAAAAUCUUGUAAAGUUGAGGAUAGCGGUGUGAAGAAGCAGGAAAAAGAAAAAGGGAAUAAUUUGAAUGAUAACGAUCACAGUCAGAACGAAAUUAUGGAUCUUACUCCGUCUUCGGCGUUUGUACUAAGAUAUACGGAUGAAGAUGACUACAUGCAAGUUCUAAAAGAGACCUUUGAGUCUGUUGAUGAGUUAUUUCCAGAAAGCACAAUUAAGUUCCUUAAUGAGUUUUUUUCAGAGACUUGUACUCACGAACAAUGGGAUGAUAAGUUAGAAAGCUUAUUAGAACCGGAAGAAGAUCAAUUUUUAAAAAAAUUGAAAAGAUUAUUAUUCGAAACGUUACCCAUCUUCUUUGAUGCAUUUUCAAUGCUCUAUGAUAAUCACAAUAUGUUGGAAGAAGAGUACAUGAACACAUACAUCCAUCCCGUUCUAAAGAAGGCUUUGCGCAGGUUUUCGAAUAUUCGUUAUAUACAAGGUAACAAGGCUGUUCAAGCGUCUGCGUAUAGGAAACUAGUAAUGAAGCAAGAGGGAUGUGCAGAUCGUUCAGACGGCCUCGCUUACAUUACUACCGAAAAACAAUAUGAAAUAUGUGUUAUAGAAGGAUCUAGACCAUAUGUCGUUGAUGACACGAAAGAAAUGUCUGAUUUUGUUCAGAAAAUAUCGGCUCUUCGAAAUCGAAACAUGCGAAAUUCCAACAGACCUGGAAGGCGUUGA